CGAUUCGCGGGCUGCUUCGAAGGCGAGGCAUUCAUUGCUGAAUGACUUGAAAUGAUCCCACGCGUUCGCUCGGGAACCGAUGAUUAUGCGCAAUACCCGCGUCACUCCUGGAACAAAGUCAUCAGGAACACUUCUUAAUCGCAUUGGUCUUUCUCUCCCUAUUGACUGCCAUGAGUGUCCUUAUAUAUGAAUAGAGACAAAUAUACGGGGUGAUCAUAUGUUUUAAGUUUUACGGAAUUUUUAAAAAUUGUUUGUGGCAAAUAGCGUUCAACUAAUUAGCGAAAAUUUACUAGUUAACUUCUUAAUUAAUUACUUUCCGGCGCAUAUUUCAAUUUAGGAAUUUUAGUUUUUUGAAGUUCCGUAAACUUAAAAAUAAGCAUCCCGUAUAAUAACAUUUCGGAUAGUGCAUUCUCGAAUCGAAUGCGCAUUAAGUAAGAAGGACCUGCCUGAUUCGUAUUCGAAUCGACGAUUUGCAAUUCAAGAGGAACACGCUACUGCUGUUGAAUAGGUAGCCAGUAGUUGCUGUAUUUUUUUUUUUCAAUAUUAUGUUCUUCACUUAUGCUUGUAUUUUUUAUAAGUACUGAUGUACCCCUCUAUAAUGCUUCUUGUAAGCCCUCAGGGUAUAAAUAAAUAAAUAAAUAAAUAAAUAAAUAAAUAAAUAAAUAAAUAAAUAAAUAAAUAAAUAAAUAAAUAAAUAAAUAAAUAAAUAGCAAGACUAUUCCAUUCACAUUCAAAAUUUAGAAAUGUUCGCGCGCCAACUAUACUCGAAAUUUCGAAGCAGAAAUCUCGCUUCGAGGCGCCAACACAUGUGGAUCGCGCGAAGUUCAUUAGUGACGUUUUACGCGGGCGCCUCACAUCCGGCCUAUAUUCUGCGUCACGAAAUCGAGCUUCCGGUCCAGGAGUAUUUCCGGCUCGCACACUCGGCAAUCAUAUCUCGCCGCCGUUACCAUGCGCAGUGUCCUUGUGUGCGUCUUGGGGGGCAUACCUGGCUACGAAAGACUCCGGCGGAGCAUUUCCAGAGGCGUUCUCCCGCGUCGUCCUGCAAGAACACGCGCAGAAGACAUAUCCCUUCGUCAAAGAGAUGUAGAUCGACUCCGUUUGACGAAAAAGGAUCCGUGUCUACGCAGCCGAGAUUUGUGACAUUACAACGUGGGUUAACCUGAAGGACGGCAGUGACUCGUUUUGCAAGUCCUUUGCAUCGAGUGUGUCUGUGACGAGUGGCGUUACCGGGACCGGACGAUUAGAGACAAAAAAAAAGUGAGUGCUGUGCUUUAAAACGUGAGAAAGAUGGUUACCUUCUGGUAAAAACGUUGAUGUUCUUAUAUUGACGAAUGAAACAACAUGCUAAUACCUUCGUAGUUCUUACAUUAAUGAUUGAAACAAUGUGUUAAUACCUUCGUAGCGUCCAAAAACUGUCAACGUCAUCAUUGCCAUCCAUAGAUUCUGUGUUGUCUGCGGAUUGCUGCUAUAUGAACUGUAAAGUGGACCAUCAUUCACUAUGCGAUAUGCCUAACGGCUUUUAAAUGGUACCACAAGGUCCAACUGCAAUUGCGUAGCCAGAAAACGCCAUUAGAGCAUACAACGACGACGUGCGAUAAAUUAAACAGAGAUUAAAUGCGUCGCCCUAAUUAUGGCGCUCAAGAAGUUUGCCCUUCUAAAAGCCUGCUUGGUCACUCUCGCACUGUGCUCCGUUUACGUCACUCAUCGAGCGGUCACCGACAGACCUCUGGUCGUGCUUCUCUGGACCACGUGGUGUGGAAAGGAGGAUUACCCUUAUUUCAAGGAGGACGUCGUCGAUCCAACGUGUCCGUACCCGUGCAUCUUCACCCGACAACGCGGCUACCUCCAUUCGAGCCACGCCUUGCUCUUCCACGGCAAGGACAUUCAACUCGAUGACAUGCCCCCGCGACGAUCCGCUGAGCAGAGCUGGAUCUUCUUCAGCCUCGAACCUCCGACCGCGACACCCGUGCACGUGCUUCGAAAGCUGGACGGGCUGUUCAACGUUACCAUGACGUACCGAACCGACUCUGACGUCACGACGCGCUACGGAUACACUUUUCGGGCCAGAAGGAAGAGGAAGCUCCGGCGCAGAAAGCACUCCUCCAAAGACUUCAAGAGGGGCCCCGAGCUUCAGGAGACCCCGAAGAGGCGGAAGGCCAUAGCCGUCUGGAUGGUCUCCCACUGCGACACCGACAGCAGGCGAGAGACGUACGUCGAGCGUCUCCGUGACGUCAUAGGAGUGGACGUCUUCGGCAAGUGCGGCGACCUGGUAUGCCAGCCCAAGGCGUCGGACGCGUGCCUCAGGGAAGCGGCGCGCAACUACAGCUUCUACCUGUCGUUCGAGAACUCCAUCUGCCGCGACUACGUCACGGAGAAGUUCUACCGGCCGCUGCUGUUCGACAUCGUGCCGGUGGUGAUGGGCGGGGCCAACUACUCGAGCCUGGCGCCACCCGGUUCGUACGUCGACGCCCUGGAGUUCGAGUCCCCCGAGAGACUCGGCGAGUACCUGGCCGAAGUGGCCCGCAGGCCCGAGUGGUACGACUCGUACUUCCUCUGGAAGGAGCACUCGGAGCUCAAGUAUGAGAGCGCCGCCUGCAAGCUCUGCGCGAAGCUGCACGAGGACGUGGCCUCCGGGCGAAAGUUCACGUACCGUCGGUUCCUCGAGUGGUUCCUCGAAGACGCGCAAUGCUCGAACUGGGAGCAGGUCCUCUCUUGACCGAGCGUGUACACGACGUCAGUGGUAUAUGGUUACGGUCUGGCAGCGUGUGUAUACGGCUGCGUUCCGACUGGCACGUCAUAUCCUCUCACGAUGGUGACCCAAGUGCCACGGUUAAAGCUCCAGUGGAACGACGCUGGUGGCUAGGCCUAUCGUCUCUUGACGGUAGACCAAGUAACAAGGCUGCGAGCCGAGUUGUACAAUUAACGUAUCCCGUUUAUGCAGUGAACCUUCAUCCACAACCAGCGUCGGAUACUCCGUAUUACUCGCAGGUAGCCAUGCCUCUUGUUCCACGGUCAAGAAGGAAUGUACUGUGCCAGUUCGAGCAUGUGACCUAAUACCCUGCCUUAUACUUUUCGGGACGUAGCCGUACCAGAUUUAUUUGUUCUUUGCUAAGCGCGUGUUGCACGUACACAUCAAGUGAUACGUCUAAUGAGACCUCAAUACGUGGUACGGAUUUAGUGCUCUGACAGAUCUUUUCUUCUUCGCACAUACAAUAUGUAUAUAGGUGGUACACACAGCUACCACUAGAGUGGUACGGCCUGCAGGGCACUGCAUAUCUUCUUUUGACUAUCCCAUUGACUGCGGUGCGCUUAUGUGGAAAAAAAAGCACUCGGAAUGUAACGAGAAUGCUCGCCCGCGAUUUGUGCGCGAAACCGAGCAAGGGUGUCACUCUGAUUGUAAGACAGGUACCACGAGUUGUUCUUUGAAGACACGUGCUGCUCGAAUUGUGCUCGACUGUCUGCGAAAGUGUAUCGCCGGUGAUGUGAGACGCGUUGCGUGCACCGUGAUGCGCGAGCAAAGUUUCCGCUUCGCAUACACAGCAAUGUGCUGACUACCUGAGAAACAGGGAAUGAAGGGCCUAUCUAACGGAUUACGUAAGUUCGUGAGGCCUACUUUGCGUCAAGGAAGGCUUCUUUAAUACAGACGAAAGCGGAGUGCAAGAAAACGCCUAGAGGUCUUUUUCUUUUUUUUCAGCGGAGCUGUUAUACGCUGGGUUCUGGCCGUUUGUGUGCGUAGGCAAAAAAGGUGGCGGCCAGCCCAGAGCUCACGACUGGCCGAUCCCAGUGAUAAAAACGGCGAUAAAAGCGUAUCGCCGGUUAUGCUCCAGCUGCGUUUAAUCGCGAGAAGUGUCACAACGUAUUGUGAUAAGAAAAAUCGUAAUAAAAAGAGCAAAACCGGAAUAGACACUAUUUAGUAUUGCGGUUUGACGUCACGCGCUCUAUAGCCUAACCAUGUGGCCUUAUCUCAGUUCCCUUCCACCCGUACAAUGGGUAGGCCGCGUGCGGUGAGACUAUCAUCGACGACGCGUCAUCAAUUCAAUUCAAUUCAUUUUUAUUGAUAAGUAAAUUAGUACAUAGACUAGUAUACAGGAAGGGGUCCCAAAGUAAAAACUGCAGGCGGGACCAUCGGAUCCCUCGAUCGUGUAUAGACCUCACAUUGGCCAAGAACCUUUACAGUGUCACCACAGAGCCACUGGCCCUAUAUCAUAGCGAUCAUGAAGCGAUAUAGUCACCUUGGUACCCAAAUGAUAAAUCCAAAAAAGCAUACAAAAGAAGGUUAAAAAUCUAAAAGGCAUUGAGUGCGCAAUUUAAUAAAACAACAAAAAAAAUCAUGGGAAAAAAACGAAAUUCAUUGUGGUAUGUGUCUUUUAUUUUCAAUCAACAUAUUUAUCAACAUACUUAUCAAGGUGGAUACAGCUCCGCUGGUCAUCCACCUUCACAGAGUGGAAUGGCUCUGAUCUUUUUUUUUUUUUUUCUUUAACGUAAAGAAAAGUUGUCCUAAGCUCCCGAAUCAAUGCUUGCGCCUUUUAUCGGCUGCGCAGACGCUAAAUAUUACAGAGUUGCGACUGUUUCGGAAAUAUUAAAUAUAACUGCUUUCAUUUUCAUGCUCACGGUUUCGUGCAAAAUCAACAGAACUGAAAUGUAGCACGAUAAUGGCAGCACUCUAUAUACUGAAGAACAUUACAGAGGUAUAAAAAUAGAUCAGCUUUAGAUUGGUAAAGAUCUCUUUCGAAACUCUAUUUUCGUCCAUUUUGCGGGGAAAGGUCGAUUAUAAAUCGAAA
This is a messenger RNA of Dermacentor silvarum, 4781 nucleotides long. RefSeq names its product alpha-(1,3)-fucosyltransferase C. The transcript has a single exon. The record is from RefSeq and is a predicted model, not a curated record. The coding region runs from base 1631 to 2716 and encodes 361 amino acids. NCBI's taxonomy places the organism in Eukaryota, Metazoa, Arthropoda, Arachnida, Ixodida, Ixodidae. Gene Ontology annotation, cellular component: membrane. Gene Ontology annotation, molecular function: alpha-(1->3)-fucosyltransferase activity.